This is a messenger RNA of Galleria mellonella (greater wax moth), 1464 nucleotides long. RefSeq names its product pancreatic lipase-related protein 2-like. Bases 321 to 1424 code for a protein of 367 amino acids. Gene Ontology annotation, molecular function: lipase activity. Gene Ontology annotation, biological process: lipid metabolic process. The transcript is spliced from 2 exons. NCBI's taxonomy places the organism in Eukaryota, Metazoa, Arthropoda, Insecta, Lepidoptera, Pyralidae. The record is from RefSeq and is a predicted model, not a curated record.
UACAUUUUCUCUAAUAGAUAAAGAGUAGUAUAAUCUAAGGUUGCAGGUAAUAUGCAUAAAAUCACAGUUAUAAUUAUAUGUCAUAACAGAACAUAGCGAAAACUUAAGUAAGAAACUUGUAAAUUUAAAUAUAGAUAGUGUUUUAGUAGUUUUUUUUUUUCUUUAUAGUAAAUCAGUAUUGAAUUCAAACUGAGAGCGCGUGAGUUAAUCACUGGAUAGCCCCCUCCCUUUGUCAGUAAGUUGACCAAGCAGACCUUUCUCUGUCGGCGAGCAGUGACACAGUGACCGCGUGCCACUCGACGGUUUGGAGGUCUCAAGCCAUGCACCACUACACAGUUAUAGUGCCGGUAGUGGUUGUAACAUGCCAUCUUGCUUUCGCGGAUGCGAUGACUGUUUCACCGUCAUCGUCAACCUCCGAGCGCCGCGCCGAUACUGAUCUAAGCUUCGCAGAAAACGUUUACGUCAAACUAUCUGAUACAUGUAGAGCAAUCAUGGAUCUACGUUAUAAUUCACUGACCAAUCAACCUAAUCUUAUCAAAACUAUGAAAAUAAUCCACUUAGAUGGCAAUACUGUUCAUUCAUUUGCCAUUGAUAUGGCUUUCGAAGCAUUGACCCGGCCCAAAAUGUUUGAUAUAUCCAAACAAACAAAGAUUGUUAUCCAUGGAUAUAAAGACAACUCGCAAUCGGCGAUACCACUAGAUUUAGCACAAGCCUAUAACGAAAAGAAAAUAUUCAAUGUACUAAUGGUGGAUGCGGAAGAAAUGUUAAAUAAAUGGUAUAUUUUGUCCGUUUAUAAUGCCCGGCUUGUAGGUAAAAGGCUUGCCAAUCUCUUAGCAAAUUUGGAACAUUUCGGGGCUAAUGCUGAUGACUUUCAUCUGCUGGGCAUUAGUCUCGGUGCACACAUUGCGGGCUGGACCGGCAAAUACUUUAGACUAUAUAAAUCUCGUUCUGUCGGCCGAAUAACUGGAUUGGACCCUGCCGGUCCUUGUUUUUCAUACGCUUUUAGUGAUCAAAGACUGGAUAAAAUGGAUGCAAGUUACGUGGAUAUAAUACAUUCAAAUAGAUUAAUCCAAGGAGUUAUUGAAUCAUUAGGGCAUGCAGAUUUUUACAUUAAUGGUGGCGGACCAAAUCAACCAGGAUGUUUUAUGCCAACCUGCAGCCAUUUAAGAGCAGCACAAGUAUAUACUGAAAGUAUUAGAAAUCCAAAAUUAUUUAUAGGUGUAAAGUGUGACAGUUAUAAAGAUUUUUUGGAAAACACGUGUGUAAAAGAUGAAUAUGCAAUACUGGGAUAUGGGUCAUCGUUAGCAAAUCGAGGCUUGUACUAUUUAAGGACUACAGGAACAUCUCCAUACGGGCUCGGUAUGGCAGGUACAAAGUCAAUAGAGCCAAGUGUUGACAGCUGGUUACGGACACUAAACAUGUGAUUAUACUAUAAUAUUUAUAUGAUUUUAUGAAUUUUGUAUU